AUGUGCAAUUAUUUUCUUCCUAGCAACGCCUCUUGGCUUGCAAGGGACAAGUUGAAGAGACAGAAGAAAACUGGUUUGGUGAGGAAAUACAUUAAAGAAUUUACCUCUGUAAUGUUAGACAUCAAUAAUAUGUCUGAUGAGGAUAAAUUACAUAACUUCAUUUCGGGUAUGCAAGGAUGGGCACAAAACGAACUUCAGAGGCAGAAUGUUAAGGAUCUUCUUGGAGCAAUUGUUGUUACUGAUUCGUUGGUUGAUUUUCGGAUGACGCAUCCUGUGACUGAUAUUACUUCUAUUUCAAAAACUAAGAAAAAAGAUUACAAGAAGGGGGAGUGGAAAAGGGAUAAUUGUAAGUACAAUACUAAUGAAAAAGGGAAGGCACCAAUGAAGGAAUGUAAAGACAAACCAAAGAAUAAAGAUGAUGGAAUGAUGGUUAUGAAUGAAAGCAAUUCUGAAUUUCCUAAGGGUGUUCAUCCAUUCGGAAAGCAACAUACUGAUGUGGUGCCACCUGAAUUACCAAAGAAGUUACCAGCAAGAAGGGAUAUCGAUCAGAAGAUUAAGUUACUACUAGGUACAGUUGCUCCUGCAUACGCUCCUUAUUGUAUGACUCCUACAGGGUUGGCUGAAUUGUGUAAGCAAUUGAAUGAUUUGUUGGAUGCUGGUCUGAUUCAACCUUCUAAGUCUCCCUAUGGUGCUCCUAUUUCGUUCCAAAAUAAGCAGGAGAGGACAAUGAGAAUGUGUGUAGAAUACAGGGCGCUAAACAAGGCAAAUGUGAAUAAUAAGUAUACGGUUCCAUUGGUGCAAGAUUUGAUGGACAUGUUGAGAAAGGCAUGCUGGUUCACUAAACUUGAUAUCAGGGCAGGUUAUUAG
This is a messenger RNA of Solanum lycopersicum (tomato), 867 nucleotides long. The record is from RefSeq and is a predicted model, not a curated record. NCBI's taxonomy places the organism in Eukaryota, Viridiplantae, Streptophyta, Magnoliopsida, Solanales, Solanaceae.